Messenger RNA from Scatophagus argus, 2627 nucleotides. It is a transcript of the gene mre11a, whose product is annotated as MRE11 homolog A, double strand break repair nuclease. Gene Ontology annotation, cellular component: nucleus; Mre11 complex. Gene Ontology annotation, molecular function: DNA endonuclease activity; 3'-5'-DNA exonuclease activity; manganese ion binding. NCBI's taxonomy places the organism in Eukaryota, Metazoa, Chordata, Actinopteri, Scatophagidae. The transcript has 20 exons. The coding region runs from base 169 to 2265 and encodes 698 amino acids. The record is from RefSeq and is a predicted model, not a curated record. Gene Ontology annotation, biological process: mitotic G2 DNA damage checkpoint signaling; double-strand break repair via homologous recombination; double-strand break repair via nonhomologous end joining.
CGCAGAUGCUUCAUAAUAAAACUACAAUAACUCUAAGCCAUCAGUGAGGGGCGGGGAGAGGGUUUGCAAGACUUGCCGGGAUUUCUGGCAAGUUAACCAAUUCUGUGGAGAGAAGCCAUUUGGUUACUGCCUGUGAGGUGUAAACAGAUCCCAUUUUCCCACAUCAUCAUGUCCUCUGAGAGCCCCUCGGAUGACGGGGACACUUUCAAGAUCCUGAUCGCUACAGAUAUUCACCUUGGCUACCUUGAGAAGGACGCUAUCCGAGGCAGUGACUCUUACAACACAUUUAAUGAGAUCCUGCAAUGUGCCAAGACACAUCAGGUAGAUUUCAUCCUGCUGGGUGGUGAUUUGUUCCAUGACAACAAGCCAACACGCCGAUGCCUUCACAGCUGCAUCACCAUGCUGAGACAAUACUGCAUGGGAGACUCGCCCAUACAGUUCAACAUUCUCAGCGAUCAGGCUGUCAACUUUAACACUACCCAGUUCCCCUGGGUUAACUAUCAGGACGAAAACCUGAACAUCUCUAUCCCUGUGUUCAGCAUUCACGGUAACCAUGACGACCCAACUGGGGCUGAAGGUUUGUGUGCAUUGGAUCUGCUAAGUGCUUCUGGACUUGUCAAUCACUUUGGUCACUCACACUCAGUGGAGAGGAUAGAGAUUAGUCCCGUCCUCAUGCAGAAAGGCAACACCAAACUGGCCUUAUAUGGCCUUGGCUCUAUCCCAGAUGAGCGCUUGUACAGGAUGUUUGUCAACAACCAGGUAAUGAUGCUCCGUCCCAAAGAAGACCAAGAUAAAUGGUUUAACCUGUUUGCCAUCCACCAGAACAGGAGUAAGCACGGACCCACUAACUACAUUCCUGAGCAGUUCCUGGAUGACUUUCUUGACUUGGUGGUGUGGGGUCACGAGCAUGAAUGUCUGAUAACACCAUCCAGAAAUGAACAGCAGCUGUUUUAUGUGACACAACCUGGCAGCUCUGUGGCCACCUCCUUGUCCCCUGGAGAGGCUACCAAGAAGCACAUAGGGCUGCUGAGGGUGAAAGGUCGUAAGAUGAACAUGCAAAAGAUCCCCUUAAAGACGGUGCGUCAGUUCUUCAUCCAGGAUGUGGUGCUGGCUGACUACCAAGACCUCUUCAUGCCUGAAACACCCCAGGUCACAAAGAAGGUGGAGAACUUGUGUUUUGCAAAGGUCACAGAGAUGUUAGAAGAGGCUGAAAGAGAAAGACUCGGAUGUCCGCUUACCCCAGAGAAGCCUCUCAUCCGCCUGAGGGUGGACUACAGUGGAGGCUUUGAGACGUUCAACACUUCCCGCUUCAGCCAGAAGUUUGUGGACCGCGUGGCCAACCCGAAGGACCUCAUUCACUUUCUCAGACGGCGUGAGAAAAAGGAGGACAUCAAAGAUGAGGUUAGCGUUGACUACAGCAAAAUAAUAAAAACCACAGCAGCUGAGGGGCUGAGAGUGGAGGACCUGGUAAAACAGUACUUUGAGGCAGCCGAGCAGACAGUGCAGCUGUCCCUUCUGACCGAGAAGGGCAUGGGGAAGGCCAUUCAGGAGUUUGUAGACAAAGAUGAGAAAGAAGCCAUCGAGGAGCUUAUCACGUACCAGUUAGAGAAGACGCAGCGCCACCUCCAGGCCAGAGGAGUAAUGACAGAGCAGGAUAUAGACACAGAGAUCCGGCAAUUCAGAGACUCCAAAAAGAACACAAAUGAGGAGGACAAUGAAAUCAGAGAAGCUAUCAACAGAGCCAAAGCUCACCGUUUGGAGCGUGGCGAUGACCCUGGAUACAUGAAUGUAUCUGAUGAGCUUGCUGAUGUUGCUAUGGACUCUGACGAAGACUCGGUCGCUCCCCCAGCGCGAGGCAGAGGGCGAGGAGGCAGGGGGCGGGGUGGCAGGGGAAGAGGGAGAGGUGCAGCUGCUUCUGAACCGACGCGAGCCAGGAGGGGCCGUGCUCAGAAUACCUCAGCAUCAACCCAAAGCAGAAGCAUAAUGCAAGCGUUUCAAGCUACAUCCCGGAGUUCAUCUCGGAGAGGAGCAACCGUGUCUUACGUAGCAGAUGAUUUGACCAUUGAUGACUCAGAUGAAGAUGUAUCUGUAAUGAAAUCUACCCGACCCCCUCCAAGACCGGCACUGUCAUCAUCUUUCACCAAGUACAGCACUCCGAGCCAGAGCCAGAGCCAGUCUUCAAGAGGAGUGGCCUUUGAUGACAGUGACGAUGAUGAUGAUGAGGAUAACCCAUUCAAAGGCCCCAGCCGCAGUUCACGAAGAUAACCACCAGUGUAUCUAUUACCUAACGCUUGUUAAUGUUCAUUUUCCAAAAAAAUCUGUAAACGCUAAUUAGCAAGAAGCAGGCAGCUGCAGUGAUAUUCUUCAGGACUUCAAAGCGCGUGUCAGUUUUCUCAGUCUUUCUUAAGGUUAGACACUGGACAAUUAAGUUGAUCAGCUACUUUUGAUAAAAAGUGAAAAUAUUCAGUCAGUUCAGUGAAAGGGCUUGGCCAAAGGUUAGCAUUUGUUAGCCAUUACCUGAGUGCACCUACUGGUAGAGCUUCUCCUACUGCACUUGAUGUACAUUGAUCUGUGUUGGCUUUUGUAGUUCUCUGAUAUUCAGCAAAUAAUAAAUGUUUUUUCAUAUA